CCAGCCUCUUCUUCUCGAUAGAAGCUAGGUCUUCAUUUGAUUUGGGCGAGAAUAACCAGAAAAGAAGAAGAAACAGGAAGAAGGAAGAAGGAAGAAGGAAGAGAAAGAGAACUAAACGCCGUCGAACCCAGCCACUUCUUCCACGAGCCUAGUUUUGUGAUCUAUGUAGUUUUUCUUUAUUGACUGUCAAGCUCAAUUAGUUAAAGGAUAACAUAAAAAUGACGGUUGUUCUUUAUCCUGACUAUGUUGUAUAUCGAGAUAGUUAUUGUACAGAACCCCGGUUAACGUUUUCCGACAGUUGCAUCAAAGUCAGUGGCUCAAAAACAUCUGAACCCUUUGAUUUUGAAUGGGGAGUUAAUGAUCUCAUUACUUUUGAGUGUCAGAGGUUUCCAAAAGCUGAAUUUGUGAUGAUAAAACUCCGUGUGAUAUCAAAGGAUGCCCCUCAAGAGGAUAUUGCGGAUGGUGUUUCUGGCUUUGAGGAGUUGAAGAUUGCAGUUGUUGAACCCUAUUGGUCUGAGAAAGAGGAAAAGAUAGCAUCUUUGAAUGCAAAAUAUUUGAAUGCAUGGGUUCUUCUGCAAGAUAGCAUGGGCGUGGAAACAGAUGAGGAUGAUUCACCUGGGCAGGGGCAUCAUUUUCCAAAUUUUGAUGAGCCAUUUGAAGAUGUUGUAUAUCCGAAAGGGGAGGCAGAUGCUGUUUCCAUCAGCAAGAGAGAUGUUGAUCUCUUACAGCCAGAGACAUUUAUUAACGAUACAAUUAUUGACUUCUACAUCAAGUAUUUGAAGAAUCAGAUUCAAUCUAAGGAAAAGCAUAGGUUCCACUUUUUCAAUAGUUUCUUCUUCCGGAAGCUGGCCGACCUGGACAAAGAUCCAUCCAGUGUUUCUGAUGGCAGAGCUGCUUUCCAACGAGUUCGUAAAUGGACAAGGAAAGUGGAUUUAUUUGAAAAGGAUUACAUCUUCAUUCCUGUAAACUUCAAUCUACACUGGAGUCUAAUAGUCAUAUGUCAUCCCGGUGAAGUGCCUAGACUUAAUGAUGGUGACUCAGGCAAGUCACUUAAAGUACCUUGUAUUUUGCAUAUGGAUUCUAUCAAAGGAAGUCAUACGGGUCUGAAAAAUCUAAUUCAAAGUUACUUGUGGGAAGAGUGGAAAGAAAGGAAAAAGGAGGCAUCUGAAGAAAUGUCAUCAAAGUUCGACAACCUGCGGUUUGUCCCACUUGAGUUACCGCAACAGGAAAACUCAUUCGAUUGUGGCCUGUUUUUGCUCCACUAUCUGGAGCUGUUUCUGGUAGAAGCUCCUGUUUAUUUCAGUCCUUUCAAAAUAACCAAGUUCUCCAACUUCCUUAAUCCAGAUUGGUUUCUUCCUUCUGAGGCUUCUCUCAAGCGUACUCUUAUCCAGAGGUUAAUUUUUGAGCUCCUUGAAAAUCGAUGUCGGGAAGUCUCUUCAGAAGCUUCCAGUGAUGAAGACCAGGUUAAAUUUCCGGAAUGUAACGAGCAUGAAACUGGUGUGCAGUCAUUUUCAGGAAGAUGUGGUCCUGCUAUAGCUUGCCAAGAAAAUAUAUCUAAUUCUCAGGCAGGCCAGGGGAUUGAGAUUACUCUGUUAUCCACAUCUUCUCUUAGGAGCUCUGAGUGUGUUAGUGAUGAAGGCUUGGUUCUCAGGGAAUUUUUUGAGCCAGGAGCCACCCCUGGCUCACUAUUUGGACAAUAUCAAUCAUUUGCCCAAAAGUCAUCUUUUUACCUUCUUAAUGGAGCUAUACCACCAAUAGAGGAAGACACCGAAAAUGGAGAGCAUUUUGCUUUUUCGCCUAUAGGAGACUCUGGUUUUCAGCAAAUAACUGGAAUCACAUCUCAAACUUGUGGCAUUCCAUACACAUCAAGAGCUUAUGGAGCUGAGACUUCCUAUGACUUGGGAAUAUCUGUGCAAGAAGAAAAUGGAAACAUUGAUUCAUCCCCUAAACCAUCAAAUUGUGCCUCUGACCAUUCUGAAGAUUCAGGGGUCAUGGAAAACCAUCCAGUUGGGGAGGAAGAUUUGGGUCUGAGCCAGAAAGAAGAAAUGGAUGUGAACAAUCCAGCUAUGGAAAAUGUCACAUGUUUAACAGAUGGCUUUGUUUCUGCUCCAGGCAAUCCGGAUGCUUCCAUUAUUGAAGGUUAUCAAGACCUUGAUAAGGUGCAUGAUGGCAAUGAAAGUGGUGGUUCUCAAGACCAUGAUAAGGUGCAUUAUAACAAUGGAUAUGGAGGUUCUCAAGACCCUGAUAAGGUGCAUGAGGGCAAUGGAAAGGGAAGUUCUCGAGACCCUGAUAAGGUGCAUGAUGGCAAUGAAAAUGGAGGUUCUCAAGACCAUGAGGUUCAUAAUGGCGCUGAAAAUGAAGGUUCUCGGGAUCGUGUUAAGGUGCAUGAUGGCAAUGAAAAUGGAGCUCCACUUUCUUCCUGCGAAGAAAAUCCUGAUAUACCAGCGUAUGAAGAUUCUAAUAUGGUAGACAACAGGACAGUCUCAUGUGAUGAUGUGCAGAUGUUCGAUGAUGAUCGGAUGCCUGAGCCUCAAGAGCAACCUGCUGCAAAAAGGCUGCGGCUUACAUCACCACUUGAAGGGGAGAAAUGUGUCACAUGAAGCCUGCUUGAAGAUUGAAAUUUGUGAGGCCCUAUAUCCACUGUUUUGCAUUUCACUGGGUGUUUGUGUAUAAGUAUUUUGAUAGGUAUUCUGGGCCCAAAAAAAUGUACUUUGAUAGGUAUUGACCUGAAUUCUGUGCACAGCGUCUGGUCUGUAUAGGCCAUAUGAGGUAUGUGGAUGUAUUGAUAGAAGAAUAGUUUAGAUACUAGGCGCUUAACUUAUAUGUCGGUGAAUUUAUUAGUAAAAAAAGGAGCCUUCCUAAAGCAA
Prunus avium (sweet cherry) is the source of this 2867-nucleotide messenger RNA. Lineage: Eukaryota; Viridiplantae; Streptophyta; Magnoliopsida; Rosales; Rosaceae. The record is from RefSeq and is a predicted model, not a curated record.